CUUAUCUACCUUGAUCUGCCAUAGCAAUGCACGGUGUACGACGCGUCCGACAGUCUCGUGAGGCCCAAGAGGCCAAGCAGGAGCGCGACAAGGCCAAACUCGUCGCCUAUCUAGCUCUCACUGAUGAUGUCCUGGCUAGAAAGAAGAGCCAAGACUGGAGUCAAGAUGCUUUCGACCUCACUUCCCGUCUACUGAGUACCAAUCCUGAGUUCUAUACUGUCUGGAAUUAUAGACGAAAUAUACUCCUCCGUGGCAUAUUUCUCGUCAGCUCUGCCAAGGAGAUAUACGAAUUACUGACCAAUGACCUCGCAAUGACCACCAUCGCACUCAAGGCCCAUCCCAAAGUGUAUUGGAUCUGGAAUCACAGACGUUGGUGCCUUGAGAGUAUCCCGGAUGGCGGUGAUGGUGAUGAUACCCAAGGAUGGAAGAAGACAAGUUGGCAGCGGGAGAUGGGCCUAGUAGAAAAGAUGCUCGAGGCCGAUGCUCGUAAUUUUCACGCAUGGAAUUAUCGAAGAUAUGUUCUCGCCGGAAUGCCUGUCCGAUGGUCUGAAAUUGCAGAACUUGGUUUUACGACGAAGAAGAUAGAAUCCAAUUUUUCAAACUUCAGUGCCUGGCAUCAGCGAACCAAGAUCCUUUCCUCCUUGUGGGAUAGCGGUAAACUCAACAGAGCCGCUACGCUUCAACAAGAGUUUGACCUCGUUCAGAACGCGAUGUAUACAGAUCCGAAUGAUCAGAGUGUAUGGCUUUAUCAUCGAUGGCUCGUCGGCACAGGCGAUGAUCGUGAGCUCCUCGAGCGGGAGAUAGUUGUCAUCCAGGAACUGUUGGACGAGCAGCCCGAUAGCAAGUGGUGUAUGGAAUCGCUUGUUCACUACAAGCAACUUCUGCUUCGGAAUCAUUCGACGUCCAUAGGCGAGGGAGGUUCACAGGUGCUCGUGAAGGAAUGUCUUCAGUUGCUCGAUCAACUCGAGAGCAUCGAUCCUCAGCGGCGGCGAAGAUACCAGCAACUUGCCAACGAGGUGAAGCGAUAAACAAUCUAAGAACCAUUUGCUAUUGCUAUGAAGGUGUAACACUUGUACAAUUUGGUCGCGCUCACUGUAUUUCCCUUGAAAUCUGCCUCUAUCGAUGACAAUUUUCACUUUGUCCUUCCGGAAGCCAGGUCGUCCUCAUGGCACUUACCCUUCGAAUAC
Stereum hirsutum FP-91666 SS1 is the source of this 1187-nucleotide messenger RNA. RefSeq names its product rab-protein geranylgeranyltransferase. Gene Ontology annotation, cellular component: Rab-protein geranylgeranyltransferase complex; cytoplasm. Lineage: Eukaryota; Fungi; Basidiomycota; Agaricomycetes; Russulales; Stereaceae. Gene Ontology annotation, biological process: protein geranylgeranylation. The transcript is spliced from 9 exons. Gene Ontology annotation, molecular function: Rab geranylgeranyltransferase activity. The coding region runs from base 27 to 1028 and encodes 333 amino acids. The record is from RefSeq and is a predicted model, not a curated record.